Messenger RNA from Phytophthora nicotianae INRA-310, 1233 nucleotides. RefSeq lists its product as hypothetical. The coding region runs from base 1 to 1233 and encodes 410 amino acids. The record is from RefSeq and is a predicted model, not a curated record. NCBI's taxonomy places the organism in Eukaryota, Oomycota, Peronosporomycetes, Peronosporales, Peronosporaceae. The transcript has a single exon.
AUGCGCUUCAUUUUCCGUCAGAAUGCGGUCCGAAGCUAUAAGUAUCUACCCUCCUCUUCGGGCGUUCGAGGUCGACUAGAGGUGUCCACAGCGUUGAACUUGAGCUGUUCCGGAUUCCUCUACAAUGUGAUGAUUCUAGUCGAUGUGGUACUACUGAUAAUGCACACGUGGACGUCAGUUGAGUUACUAGAGCGACUAGUUCUCCCACCGUUGUUGCGUACUCCUACCAAGCAAGAGAUGCGAGAUCUAAUCAAAGGUGAAGGACGUACGACGCUCUUCGCGUGCUCUUUAAUCCACAGCUCGCCGGUAGCGAUGCUCACGGUUGUGUCUGCUUUGCUUUCGUGGAUGUUGCUACUUCCUCACACUGCAGUGUGGGAACUCAGCGGCGAUGAAACCUCGUUAUCUUUUGCGUGGAUCCACACUCUCUUGUCGGGACUGCGUGUGUGGGUGCUGCUGUUGCUAUCGGUACAUUAUCUAUGGGGACUCUUCGUUUUCAUCGACGAAGGACGAGCGUACAUGUUAGCAACGCGUACGUUUGUAUCGAGCAGCGAGCUUGUAGCUGCUGUGGUUGUAGCAGGCUGUCUACUCCGAAGCCGUUUGCUGUCGAUUCUACCUAUGAAACACGACAUGGAGCGUCAGCGAAUCGUGGACAACGCCGCGUUUCCAGGCCGUUCGGCGAUUAGCAAUGCCUUCGAAGACAGGAUGCACAUGCUACCGUCGAGAGUGCAGAGCUCAGUGCUGUGGAUGAUCUACGCACCUUUGAUCGAACUACUGUUCCUCUCUCUGUUCUUCGUAACCAUUGGGUUAGCUGCUCGCUAUCUGCUCCACGAGUACCGACGUCGCAGAGCUAAACAAGCUGUGACUGCAGCUGAUGGCGGCUCCGUCGCUGGAUUCUCAUCCGCACAGGCCGCAAUGGCCGGGUACAAGCGCCUUCCACUGGAAGAACUACUGGACGUACCGAUCCGAGCGAAACACAUCGUUCGUAGCGGUGGCAUCGGUGGCUUGGAGAAGACCAUAGGCGACGAACAGUUCCUCUGGCCAGUGCAAUAUCUAUUGCAUGGCGUGCUGCUGGAAAACGACCGCUAUCUGAGCACGCGUCGUGGCUUCUAUCGCGUGCUACCCAUACAAGAAUGUAUAGAUUCGAAUACGGGUCAGCAACGCAACGAAGCACCUGUCGAGGAGACUAACGGGUCUCCUAAGCGCCGCAGAUACACUGCAAGCGUCUUCAAUUGA